Puccinia triticina is the source of this 1248-nucleotide messenger RNA. RefSeq lists its product as uncharacterized. NCBI's taxonomy places the organism in Eukaryota, Fungi, Basidiomycota, Pucciniomycetes, Pucciniales, Pucciniaceae. The transcript has 9 exons. Bases 1 to 1248 code for a protein of 415 amino acids. Gene Ontology annotation, molecular function: protein binding. The record is from RefSeq and is a predicted model, not a curated record.
AUGGAAGCUACCUCGAGCGAACCUCAGCCGGGCCGCGCGGAGGACAGUGUUGGAUAUCGAUCCUACCAAAUCCAGUUCAAUCCAAAAGACUCGUUGAUCAGGGAAGCAACGACUGAAACAGUCCCAUCCAGCUUCACAAAGAACCUCCUGAGGGUUGCAAAAUGGUCUUCAGAUGGAAGUACAGUCUUGACGGAAGCAGAGGAUCGAUCGAUACGAUUAUUUAACGGUGUCAACUCCGAUCCCCAUGUCGAUGAUGAUGGCAAUCCACAUCGAUCUUCUUGGAGGCCGACACGGAAUUUCCCAAUGGCGGAUGCUCUGCUAUCUACUUGCUGGUUUCCCUAUUCAAGUUCAACCGAUCCCAGUCGGUAUUGUUUUGUGGCCGCUGUCAAGGACCAUCCAAUUCACCUGCUGGAUGCUAGCGAUGGGCGGAUUCGAGCCUCAUAUCCGAUCGUUGACCACAGAGAACGCAUGGUAGCACCUCAUUCGAUGCUAUUCUCUGAUGAUGGUACCACACUUUUCGCGGGUUACGAGUCUGCCAUUGAAAUAUUUGAUGUGUCUCGGUCGGGGGAAGCAGGCGAGAGGUAUAAGACGAUCUCCUCCAGGAAAAGUAAAGACGGCCAAAAAGGUAUAAUUUCCGCCCUGGCUUUGGAUCCUUCACAGCAAGGACUCCUUGCGGCAGGAUCGUAUUCUGGACAGAUUGCUUUGCAUGAUACGAAAUCUAGUGAAAUCGCACCGGCCCUUGUUUUCAAUACAACUGAAACAACAGGUGUCACUCAGGUCAAAUUCCAUCCACAAAACGAUCAAGUGAUGUUCUCGGCUUCUAGGAAGAGCAAUCAGAUCCUCUGCUGGGACCUUCGGUAUGGAGCCACGACGUUCCACAGUUUCAAUAGACCUGGAAGGACAAAUCAAAAAAUCCAAUUCGACACCGAUUGGGCUGGUACUAACUUGAUCACCGGGGCAACCGAUGGAAAAAUCCGAUUCUACAGCCUGAUGGAUGUCAAUCAACCAGCCCAGGAGUUUCAGAUUCAUUCAGAUACGAUUGGUUCGGCUUCGUUCAAUCCUACAGCUUCGACAAGCAUAGUAACAUGUGCCGGGUCCAGACGCCCAUCCGUCAACCUGUCAACCUCGCCACCUACCUCACCUUCUAGUCUCUCAUCAACCAAUCCACAUCCUGCUCAGGAAAUUUCCUCCUCAGUCCAUCAUCCCAAAAUCACUGAAUUAAAACUGUGGAAAUUCUCUUAUCUUUGA